UUAUUGAUCCUCCAUCCCGCCCGCGUCGUCAUAGGGUCUCACCACCUCGGGGGACCCCCUGCUUCUGAGAUAGUGCCUGCCGCCCCCAUCGUCAUUUGCAGCCCUGUCAACCUUUGCCCUCUCACCCUUUAUUUUGAUGUCGCUUGCUUGGCUGACCAAAAUUAGCACACAGAUGCUGGGGGGAGAACGGGCCAAAAACUUGGAGAUGAGGAAAUCUCCAGUCGCCCCAGCACUCCCAUACUCUGAUCGCAUCACGCGUCUGACCUGUCUCCUUGUCGCGAAUACUCGAAAAACUUGCUCCGAGUAUGAUAUUAUACUGGUAAAUUCUAGUAAGUUGGGCAUGGUAGGGUGGGAGGAGGAGGAGGGGGGAGUGAUGGAUGAUGGGGUAGUGCAAUGUGAGUGAGGAGGCCAGUGAUAGGAUCGGGUCGUCCUGGUCAGUAAAGUAGUUGUUGUCUUUCGGCAGAGCGAGCGGGCGAGCCUCAGUGAGCCUCCACUCUUAGGGGUUUUUUCGACAGGAAAAAGUUGUAGGCAGGAAAAGAAAUCAGGACUUGGGAAUUCGAGAGGACUGGAAGGAGACCGUCAAGGUUUUUUAUCCCCAAGCUUCCCUCCCGUUCCCCUCGCCCCUCCGUCAAUCUUCCUCGAGAGAUCGCCUCUGGCGGAUGUACAAACCUUGCCCGAGAGUGUCCAUCGUUUCAGCAUUUCAGAGAGGCCGCUUCCAAUCCUACGGGACAUCACCUUUCCAUUUGUCCAUCAUCAAUACGAGGCACAUUCAACAUCCAAAAUCUGUCAUCGGCUGCGGCAUCGGAUAUCAUCAGAAGGGUCAACAUCUCCGCUAUCAAACAGCAUCCUUGACCUUACAGCACGGUUCCAAUAUUGAAGUAGGGCUUGGGGAGUACCAAGAGGUACCAAGAUAUCCGCAUCGACAGGAAGGAAAGGAUUAGGUUGCGGCUACCUUACCAUAUUAUUUAUCUUUCUUUUUUUUUCUUCGGCUUCCGUAUCUUGAACGGCGACUCUAAUAAUUCUUGGUCUUGCUCUCUCUCCUUCUCUCUUUUUUUUUUUCUCUCUUCCCUCUUGUCGAGAAGCAGACAGGUGCCGAGAGCGAAAUUUCGGUGGUGUCUCCUUGCGUCGCAGCCCCCAAUCGCUGGACCGGUUUAAAAGAUAGCUAGGUAAAUUCCCCCGUUCAUGCCUAUGUUUACCCCUUUCAAAAGUAUUUUGCCUAUUUCGUCCCACCACCUUGGGAAUAUUAUCUAUUUGUGGCCUUGGUGACUUACUCCAUCACCAUUGCUUUGUUUUGCUUUGAGUUCUGCGGUACUUCAUUGCUCUUCCUUACUUUGCUUGUUUUUUUUGUUGUGUUUUGCUCUGCUCUGCAUUCUUUUUGUUUUGCCAUACGCAUAUUCCGGUAUUGCUCUCACCGCGUGUCCUUCGCGGACGGGGCUCGUUUUCUAAUGAUUUUUUAGACUUGUUUCCUUUCCCUUCCUCUCCUUUUCCCUCUCCCUGCUCUCUUGAGCUCCCAGAAAUGGUUGUUGAGGGCAAACCGGAAACUGCCCUCCUCUCCGUUGCUCCAGUCCAACGCUUGCCCCUUCUCGGUUCCCGGCCAAAGAGCACAGGCUUGCACACUCUUCAGUAACAGGCAUCACUCCCAUCCCUCUCCUCUACGUUCCACUCACCCUUUCCCCAUCCACCCAUCCACCCAUCCACCCCCCCCCCCCUCCACCACCCUCCCAUCAAUCCCUGCUUGUAGAGGUGGGAGGGGGAAGGGCAGCCGUUCGCUGGCAUUGUACCCUACUCUACACUAUCUGCUUGCUCCUACCGUACGGUAGUUUGCUUAGUUGCCCUCUCAUUGCUGUGCUGAUUUCUUGCUGCUCGGCUGCCAUACUUUUAAGGUCCCUCUUGGUACUUGCUCUCCUCCAGAAGCUAACUUACAUGGGCGCAUAAGCACGCAGGCAGCCUCCCCGUUAAAAGGGAAUAAUUUCAGAAGAAAAAAAGAAAAGAAGAAAAAAUAGGAAGAAGCAGGAGAAUAUAUAUAUAUAUAUAUUUACUACUUAUCCUGAGAAUAAUAUCUUGCUCGGUUCCCGCACCGGAGGAAAAAAGGGAAGGAAAAAAGGAAAGAAAGAUUUCGUGUCCAAACUAAACGUUUGACAGCUGCGUUGUGAUCGUCCCUCAUCUCUGCGUCUUCUUCCCCUCGUCAACCUUUUCGGACGAUCCACCGAACAUCCUUUGGACUGGAGUAGGAAACUUCUCUUCGAAGGUACCGUGCUUCUCCUGCUCUUCUUGCUACACUCUGCUCCUCUCCCAAAGUUCAACCGGGCUUACGCACGAUAGCUACCAGAGUACACUUUUACCCCCCAGUGCACAUCCGAUAUCCGCUACCCCACGGCUUCCCAUCUUAAUAUAUCUAUCCACCACCCAUCGACUGACACCUCGAACUUCCUCUGUCAUAAGACACUGUCUUCCCCGUCGUUCACCUGUCCAUCCUGCUGCGCAAUCACAGUCUGAUCGACCUUCUUCGCUCAUUCACCUGCUAUACUCUGCGCUCUGCUGUUGGAUGAUCUUGAACAUCGUCGGGUCUUUUUGCGCCAUCCGAUCUUUACUCCUCGUCCAUACACCUGAAUAUUGUUAAGGACUAUCGGGAGUAACUCAGCCACUGCCUUGCACCAAUCCCCUUCUCUUCCCGCCUACUCGCAUUCCGUUCAAUACAUCUUCGCAAUGGCUAUUGAGAACAGACAACGACACCCACUGCAUAGCGGUACCUUUGGCGGCUUCCAACCUCCAAAUCUGGGACCGGUGCAGUUCACAAACCCUUGGACAUCCGCCUCUCCCCAAAACCACUUAAUCCCAUCCAUCCCUGAUGUUGGUGGCCUGGGUUCGUUAGUAAAGCCGGACCUGCGCAGCAGCACUGUUUCCGCCUCCUAUCAGACCAUUCCAACAACUGCCGGCAUUCCCACAUCUAACCCUGGGCGGAACAUGUCUUCCCCUACUCUUCUUCCACACCAUAGCGACUUCAUGAAGGGUGACUUGUUGAGCUUCAACGCCAACUCCCCCUUCGGAGGAGACAUAAGCAUGUCUGGUUCCUCGGCACCUUCCCCCACAGCUGUUACUUCGUACAGUGGUGUGCAUUCCUUUGCGCCUACAUUAGACUUCUCUACCCACCACAGCAGAACAUCGUAUCCAUUGAGCAACAACGAUCGGCGCAUGUCACAACCAGCCAUGUCUAACACUAUGUUUUUGGGCUCACCCGUAGAGCCUCCACGACAGCGACAAAACUCGUUGAUGGAAUGGACUUCAAGCAGGCCGCUGGCCCAACCGCCUCGAAGCACGGAUCACCAUCAAUUUUCGGAUACACUCGACUCUGCUCGCGGGAUGGUUGCCAUGAGUCAGGCAUCACGCCAACCCAGAGGACGGGCCGAUGGUUCUCACAACUUUUAUCCCGGCCACUCAACCAAUUCAUCCAUCUCGUCGACCGGAUCGUAUAACGGAUAUUAUGGUGGUGGAUCCGUGGACUCUUCUGCGACAGACUACUCAGACUCCACCGGCUUUCCAUCAGAAGCUCCACGCCCCACCCUCCCAAGGCUGGGCACUGGCAUUCAUAGCGUGCCCGGCCAAGGCGCGCUCAUGACUACCUUCAGCUCCAAGAUCACAUCGAGUACACAGAAGAAGCAUAAGUGCAAGGUUUGUGAGAAGAGGUUUACCAGACCUAGCUCGCUACAAACACACACGUACAGCCACACUGGGGAAAAGCGUAGGCGCCCUGAUUUCCCAUCGUAUCUUUUCUUUUUGCAAGGAUUACAAAGCUUACAACGGUCUAUUUAGCAUUUGCCUGCGAGGUCGAUGGCUGUGGCCGGAAAUUUUCUGUGGUAUCAAAUCUUAGACGGCACAAGAAAGUCCAUAGCAGCAAAAACCCGUGAUUGGGAGAUCUCGCUCGAUUUUUCCUUCCCACAAAGAAAACGGGAGUAAUCCGGACCACGGCUCUUGCUGGAAGUGCUUUCUAUCUUUUUUUAUAGUCUCUGCUGAUCUGGUUUCGGUUCCAUGGACGGGUCUUCAUUUUUUAUAACCCUCCCUUUCCAACCGCGAGGAGGAGAAAAUUGCUACAGAAAAAUUAUCUCAGGCCUACGGAGGUGUGGCGAUACCAUAGAUGUAUUGGCAGAUUUGGGUUUUCACAUUUUCUUCCUUGGUUACCCCUUAUUCAUUUAUUUUGCUCUUCUUGUGUUUGCUUUUUUACAUCAAGUGACAGGAGCCUGUUUCGGGUUGUUGGCGCUUGGUGUGUGUGUAUGAUUUUCAUUCACGGUUGACCUUUUUAACCUUUCUUCAGGGAGCGUGCUCAUCAUUAUUUACUUUUAUUUAUUUUUGUAUGUACACUUUGUACCUUCUAGGGUUUCUCGUUCUGGUUGGUUGGGAGUGCAUUAGUUCUGUCGUUACCGGGUUUUGGGUGUCUGGUAAUUAUUUGAUUUUUUUUUCUCCCCUUACCCAUCUGCUCAUUGAAUUUUGUUACUCCCUUCCGUCUUGCCUUUUGACCAAGUUUGCUUUUUGGAUGUGCAUUUUAUUUCACUUGAUGUUUCUCCGUUCUGCUAAGUCUAUCCGGGAGGGGACAGCCUACAGCAUAGGGUUUUUUUUGGGGGGGUGGGAAAAAUGGAAUCGCAAGAGCGGGCUGUGAAUUAUUUAUUAUGUAUACUAGUUUUCUUUUUUCCUACCGUGCUUCCUUUACAGUAUCUUGCGGACCCUGCUAUGGCGGAGAAGAAAAACAAAAAACUCGCCGUGAUACAAGGAUGAUUAUAAUGAUCGGAAUGACUGAUUUCUUCUGUCUGUCUGUCUGUUUGUCUGUUUCUCUUCUUUUUUUUUUUUUUUUUUUUCUUCUUUCUUUCCAUCUACCGCAUUUACUUACAUACCAUAUUCAGUUUUCCUGUAAUUUGAUUAGAGGAGGGGGGGGUUGGAUGGAUGGAUGCUACCGUGUUUUACCAGUAUGAUAAGUUAGUCUAAGAGCACUACUGGUACCAGAAUGCGAGUGCGGAAGCGUAUUUUAUUUUA
This is a messenger RNA of Tuber aestivum (summer truffle), 5022 nucleotides long. Lineage: Eukaryota; Fungi; Ascomycota; Pezizomycetes; Pezizales; Tuberaceae. The record is from the annotation of a GenBank genome assembly.